CCCUCGGGGGGGCGAAGGUGAAGACCGGCUCCUAGGAUGAGUGAAGGGGCGGCCGCUGCCUCGCCACCUGGUGCCGCUUCGGCAGCCGCCGCCUCGGCCGAGGAGGGCACCGCGGCGGCUGCGGCGGCGGCGGCGGCGGCGGGCGGGGGCCCGGACGGCGGCGGCGAAGGGGCGGCCGAGCCCCCCCGGGAGUUACGCUGUAGCGACUGCAUCGUGUGGAACCGGCAGCAGACGUGGCUGUGCGUGGUGCCUCUGUUUAUCGGCUUCAUCGGCCUGGGGCUCAGCCUCAUGCUCCUCAAAUGGAUCGUGGUGGGCUCCGUCAAGGAGUACGUGCCCACCGACCUGGUGGACUCCAAGGGGAUGGGCCAGGACCCUUUCUUCCUCUCCAAGCCCAGCUCUUUCCCCAAGGCCAUGGAGACCACGACCACGACCACUUCCACCACGUCCCCCGCCACCCCCUCCGCCGGCGGCGCCGCCUCCUCCAGGACGCCCAACCGGAUUAGCACCCGCCUGACCACCAUCACGCGGGCGCCCACUCGCUUCCCCGGGCACCGGGUGCCCAUCCGGGCCAGCCCGCGCUCCACCACAGCACGGAGCACUGCGGCCCCCUCGACGGUCCUGUCCACCACGGCCCCUUUCAUCAGUAGCAGCACGCCGGGCUCCCGGCCCCCGGUGCCAGGAACCCUCAGUACCCAGGCAAUGCCCUCCUGGCCCACUGCGGCAUAUGCUACCUCCUCCUACCUUCAUGAUUCGACUCCCUCCUGGACCCUGUCUCCCUUUCAGGAUGCUGCCUCCUCCUCCUCCUCCUCCUCCUCUUCCUCCACUACCACCACCACACCAGAAACUACCACCAGCCCCAAAUUUCAUACGACGACAUAUUCCACGGAACGGUCCGAGCACUUCAAACCCUGCCGAGACAAGGACCUUGCAUACUGUCUCAACGAUGGCGAGUGCUUCGUGAUCGAAACCCUGACCGGAUCCCACAAGCACUGUCGGUGCAAAGAAGGCUACCAGGGAGUCCGUUGCGAUCAAUUUCUGCCGAAAACUGAUUCCAUCUUAUCGGAUCCAACAGACCAUUUGGGGAUUGAAUUCAUGGAGAGUGAAGACGUUUAUCAAAGGCAGGUGCUGUCAAUUUCAUGUAUCAUCUUUGGAAUUGUCAUCGUGGGCAUGUUCUGUGCAGCAUUCUACUUCAAAAGCAAGAAACAAGCUAAACAAAUCCAAGAGCAGCUGAAAGUGCCACAAAAUGGUAAAAACUACAGUCUCAAAGUGUCCAGCACAAUGACAAAGUCAGAAAGCUUGGUGAAGAGUCACGUCCAGCUGCAAAACUACUCAAAGGCGGAAAGGCAUCCUGUGACUGCAUUGGAGAAAAUGAUGGAGUCAAGUUUUGUCGGCCCCCAGUCAUUCCCCGAGGUCCCUUCUCCUGACAGAGGAAGCCAAUCUGUCAAACACCACAGGUACAGCAGGAGUCUCUCCUCUUGCUGUAGCCCAGGGCAAAGGAGUGGAAUGCUCCACAGGAAUGCCUUCAGGAGGACACCCCCCUCGCCCCGGAGUAGGCUGGGUGGAAUCGUGGGACCAGCAUAUCAGCAACUUGAAGAAUCAAGGAUCCCAGACCAGGAUACGAUACCUUGCCAAGGGAUAGAGGUCAGGAAGACUAUAUCCCACCUGCCUAUACAGCUGUGGUGUGUUGAAAGACCCCUGGACUUAAAGUAUUCAUCUAAUGGUUUAAAAACCCAACAGAAUGCAUCAAUAAAUAUGCAACUGCCUUCACGAGAGACAAACCCCUAUUUUAAUAGCCUGGAGCAAAAGGACCUAGUGGGAUAUUCAUCCACAAGGGCCAGUUCUGUGCCCAUCAUCCCUUCAGUGGGUCUAGAGGAAACCUGCAUGCAAAUGCCAGGGAUUUCUGAAGUCAAAAGCAUCAAAUGGUGCAAAAACACCUACUCUGCUGACAUUGUCAACGUGAGUAUCCCAGUCAGCGAUUGUCUUAUAGCAGAACAACAAGAAGUGAAAAUAUUGCUAGAAACUGUCCAGGAGCAGAUCCGAAUUCUGACUGAUGCCAGGAGGUCAGAAGACUACGAACUGGCCAGCGUAGAAACCGAGGACAGUGCGAGUGAAAACACAGCCUUUCUCCCCCUGAGUCCCACGGCCAAAUCAGAACGAGAGGCACAAUUUGUCUUAAGAAAUGAAAUACAAAGAGACUCUGCACUGACCAAGUGACUUGACAUGUAGGAAUCUGUGCAUUCUAUGCUUUGCUCAACAGGAAAGAAAGGAAAUUAAAUACAAAUUAUUUAUAUGCAUUAAUUUAAGAGCAUCUACUUAGAAGAAACCAAAUAGUCUAUCGCCCUCAUAUCAUAGUGUUUUUUAACAAAAUAUUUUUUUAAAGGGAAAGAAACGUUUCAGGAGGGAUAAAGCUCACCACUGAAGCUUUUGGGUAGAAUUCUGAAUCCAAUUUCAGUUAGUCCCAACACUGCCCUCUUUGGCUCUUAGAUGUGGGCGAUUCUGAACCUUGGUCCCACAAUGCCAGUGUCUUCAUCACAAAGCACUGGCAGUUACCUGGUUUCAAAGACAAGAGCUGUAUCUGGAGGGUGGAUGCGCCAGUGAGCAAGUGGCCCUUGCCAUUCGGCUUGCCAAUCCCAGCCCCUAAAUUUCUAUUCACCCAAUAGCCUCAUCACAGGUUACGUCAUGUCAGCAAAUGUAGUGUUUUCCAUUUGAUUUUCGAAGAAUGGCACAAAGACUCUGAAACAGGAAGGGGGACAGGAGAUAGAGGGGGUGAUCGGGGGGCAAUCUUAACUAUUCUUGUGUGCCAUCUUCCUCUGAAAUUUGAAAGCACAGAAUCUCAGAGGGAGGUAUGAAAUUAUUACAGAAAAAAGAGACAAAAAAAUCACAGUGUCGUGUCACUAAAAUCAUGCUAAUGGAAAUGUUUUUCCUCGAGAUUGUUCAGAGGCUCUGAUGGAGCCUUUCUCAGUUUGUGUGUGCCCAUGUGCACGUGCGUGUGCGAGUGUGCGUGUGUGUGGGCCUGCUCACUCGAGCACAUAUGCUGUGUGCACAUGUGUUCAUUGUGCGUGUGUGUGCAUGUGUGUGCGUAUUAAGCUUGCUAAAAUUUGUUCUGAAACAUCAGGGAAUCUACUAAUAGUAUUCAGAAAAGAAAUUCCCUCUUAGAUCUGUUCACUUAAAAUUUUUCCAUUACGUAUAAAGUUCAAUAAGUUCUUAAAUCAAGGUCACUUGCAUGGUGGGGUCCUCUAAAACUCUUGAUAAUGUCUAGACCAUUUUCUGAUGUGAGUACUUUUGAGAGGAAUAACUAUUGGCUCAUUAAUGAGAUCAGCAUCACAAGGCAAGUUAAUUGAGGAUGUGUGUUUGCUUUGAGUCAUACCUAUUUAAAUUAUUUACACAAGGCAAUUAACAAAUUGACAGUUGCCAUUUGCUUUCUCAUCAUCCUCAUUACUAUUUAUUUUAUAGCAAGUCUACCACUUGUGGACCAAGGCAUCGGCUUCUGUAGUUAAUAUGGGGAGAAUAAAUUGUUGAAACCACAAAGCCCAGACUAUUCAGUUCACAAGAAGCCCCCCAAAGAACAGUAAAUUGUGUUGUAUGUUCAUUUGGAAUAAAGCAAUAUUUUUACCACUGCUAAGGUGAACUGAAACCUCUCCUGAAGAUCUGUCUGUUUAUUUACCCUCACUUUCAUGGGCAUCCAAGGAAAUUAGUGUUCACAUACCCAGUCUUCUUCCAAUUAUUGGUGGUGUUGAGUUGUUAUGUUUACACUGUUUUAAAUAAAAAGGCACAGUAUUUGAAAGUAUAUAAAAGAUUUCUUUUACUGCAGUUUGGGGAAACUUUGGUUUAAAUUUCUUUGUGGAAGACUCACAUUCCAUGGAAAGGGAAUGUAACUAUUUCUGAAUCAGGCAGUGAAUAUGUACAGUUUUUAUUUCAGGUUAAGUUGUCUAUGUUGCAAAUACAUUGAACAUUGCUCUUUGAGAACAUUUGUUCAUAAUAGACAUAAUGCCAUCCAAGGUAAAGAAAGAACAUUAUGUGUUUAUCAGAAUUGCUUAAUAGAAAUUCAAGGUCUCAAAUGUUGAAAACACGUUGGUAGAAAUAACAAAAAGUUGUAUGACAUUUAUUAGUUGUCCCAUUAUGGUUCUGUCUUGUUCUUAAUAUGGAGGUCAUAUUGUUUGAAUUUUAAAAAGUUAUUUAAAAUUUUUUAGUGUCUAGAUCCUCUAUGUUCUUAUUUAAAAAUAUUUUAUCUUUGGGAAAAUUCUAGAAAUAUGAUCUUAAUUGACAGGUGUAUAAGAGCCCCAUUAGUUGAGUAUCCAGUGUAUUACUGUGUUGAAAUUUAUCACAAUUGCCAAACAACUAGAAGCCUUCACUAGUCUGUUGAAGUCAACUUUGUUUUUGAUUUUUAUACUAAGAUGUUAGCUGUUGCUUAUCUAAAGGAUCUAUUGAGAAUUCACUAAUAGGAGGAUAUAUGCUCUGUGACUCACUGCAGUUAUUUUUGUAUAUUAUUUUACACUGAAAACAUUAAGAUUGUCAAUGAAACUUGAGUCUUGAUCUAACUAACCCUUGAUUUAAGAAGAAAUGAAGUACAACCAUAUAUUAUGUGAUUGUUAACCCCCCCCACCCCCACAAUGUAUUCUAAAAAGCAUGAAUAUCAGGUACAUCCACUGGCAGUCUUAAAUAAGUUUAGAGAUACAGUUACAUCCUUAAUUGAUAGUCAAGACAAAGUCCUCCGUAAAGAGCAAAUAUUAAUGAUUAUUUUCAGCGGUCAUUUGUCUCCUUUUGAAAUAUGAUGCUCUCAUGUGAAGUGUCCAGACUCCAAAUGCACCUCUUUGGGUACUAGCUGACUAGUGCUGAAGGCAUCAAGACAUUCAAAGUUAAUCUAAGACAACACCCAGAGCCAUCAGUACUUUGUCCUUCAAGCUCAUGUGCCUGUAGGGAAGUGCUUAUUUCUACAAACCAUCUUUGAUUUUGCUUUAUUUUUCUUGUCUUUAUUAUGUGAAUACAUAUUUGGAAAUAUGUAAUUAAAUAGACUACACAUUCAUUAUUUACUGGCAAAUGAUUGCUACCAUUAUUUUUUACUUUAAAUCAUGUUCUGGUGUGUGUUGUUUUUUUUUAUAAAGCAUAUGUUAUUUCUAAUUUGCCAGUGACUACUGUAGAAUGCUGUUGUUCAAAAUAUGUGACCAAUCUAAUGGUAAGAAGAAAAAAUAGAAAUGAUGUUGGAAAAUGAACAUCAAAAUUUUCUCCCUGAAUUCCCUAUGUACAUUAAGUGCUGUAUGUUUUUACACUCUGGUCUGAUAUCUACCUUGUUAGGGGUUAAGGACUAAAUAUUUGUAAAUUUAUCACACCUUCAUAAUUUACAUUCUUCUAAGUAGCAAUAGCAAGGUCCUCUGGAGGAGGAAAGUGCUAUUUAUAGGACUUCACAAAUUAAUCUGUUUUGAUUAUAAUAACAUAUCAGACCUACCAAAAAGAGAACAGAAGGGCCAGCAGACUUCGAGAGAAUGCCCACUGGCUCAUGGAUCCAAUGACAGCUACAAUUUGAGAGGGGCCUCCAGUGCCCAUGGCUAAGGCAUCAGUAGCCGGGUCACUACCAGAAUAUGUUUGCGUGUGCUGCAGUCGUCCACACCUGUCCUGCAGCAUGGUGCUAUAGAAAACCAUGAUUCCCUGACUGAGUGUGCAUACGUGUGCGUGUUGAUGGGGGAGGAAUGGUGGUCCUUCUGAUUCCAGCCCUACAAACCAGAAAUAUCACACUGAGACAAGUGCUGUGAGACAUUUCUCAAAUAAGUAUAAAGUAAACUUAGGAACAUAGCAGGAGGGUGGGAUUUUUAUUUGACCUUUUGGUACCCGGGAGACAUUUUAUAUAUAAAGAAUACUUUUUUAUUAUUAUUCAAUUGUAUAGAUUCAGUGUUUUCAAUUGAUAGCAUGUCUAUACUGUGUUUGUACUCUCGUCUUUAGAAAUUCAGUACUCAUCUAGGCAAAACCAGCACAAGGUUUCUGGGCUGUUCUCAAUUUUAAAUGCAUCCCAAUAUGCCCUGGGAAAUGAAGCCUUUAAAUAAGCUUUAUCUCUUCCUUUGUCAUUCUUUCUUUCCCUUUUAAAGAAAUAGUGAAGGUAAAGGAAGAAAAAUCACUCCUUAGGAUCCACAUUGUUCUCUUAUAUUAAUCUGUUUUCUACUGUGAACUUCCUACACACAUCUAUUACAUUUGUGUGUUUAUUUUAGUAGCUUUAUUUUUGCUUAAUUUGGCAAAUAUUAAAAUGAUUGCCUCAUGGAAUGCCAAUGAAAUCAAAGCAUUUAGAGACAAGCCAGCUUGGUAACAUUUUGUUCAUACAGGCAUUUUGAGUUCUUUCUCUUUCUUAGUCAAGCAGAAAUAGCCUUGGAUUGGAAAAGCCACAAGAUCAUAGAAUAAACUCUCUACUAGAUUAUCUCUUAGAAAUGAAAAUUAAAUGAUGUAUGUGAAUGAUUGUUGUCCCUAUAGUGUGUAUUGGUCUCCAAUGUAUUUUUUUUUUUUUUUACAAAUUUAACAGUGAUUUCUCCCCAAGGUACCUAAAGAUGUACCUUUGACUUCCAGUACCCACUGAACUCUAGUAAUAACAGUGUGUGUGUGUGUGUGUGUGUGUGUGUAGUGAAAGGGGUUACUAAGUGCUAAUGUUGGAUAUCCCAGUGAAAGAUAAUAGCAGGGGUGACCAGAUACAAUCUUGGUAAAAAUAGAGAACAGGUUUCUAGGACUUCCAUAAUUUUUGUCACAAAUACCUGUAUUGAUUGCACGUGUAUUGUUGCCUAUGAGAAAGAAUUCAUUGUGUGAUAGCAAACUAUCUUAGUGUUGGAAAUGAAUUAGAAAAUCUUUAUAUUGAAAGUUGUCUUUGUGAACGCUUCUAACAUAUCUAUAUUACAUAAGAAUAUCUUCAUGACCUCAUCUGUCAAAUAAGGUGGGUGAUCUAGUUCAUCUUUGAUUUCCCUUCUAAAUUGAUAAUCUUGUUAUCCAGUCAUCCUAACUCAGACUUUACCUGGUCACUUGUCAUUCAAUCACUUCAACACAGCUCUUUAUAAAGUUAACAGCUGUAAUUCUAUCUCACUGAGACUCAAAAAUCACUGGAACCUCUUUAUCAGUCUAUGAACCAGGUUUAUAUUUAUAAUACCACACUUAAUUUCCAUGGAGAAAUAAGCAGAAUUAUUUUUGUGGUUGUUUUGAAUGUAAGUUUACCUAGUACAGGUAAUACGAAGGGAAGGCCAAGAAAAUAUCCAAUUCAAAGCUUGAGAAUCAAAGGUCAAAAUUUGCCCCCAAUUUUUUAAAGAAAUUGUGAUGAUUUAUUAAAGAUGGAAUAAUGGGAUGGCCAGAGAAGGCACGAGACCUUGAAGAUGUUCUUCUCUUACAAAGGCAGAGGACACAACUCUCACUGGAUAUACAAAAAUACAAUAUCUUUAUUGAUAUUCAUAAUUAUUUGCAUCUCAAUCUUUAACAUAAACUCUGACUAAUAAUGGAUGAAUUCUCUGGAGACAUUUUCAUGUCAUGGUUGAAAAUAAUCCUAUUUUUGAGGGCACAAUUGACAAAAAUUUGCAGGGUUUUCUUGCUUAUUUAAUUUUGGUUAUAAUUGCUGUUUUUGACAAAUCAAUAUCUAUAUGCUCUUCUGAAAGCAUUCUAACUAGCACUAAUACUUCCAUAUAUCAUCUGUCUUGGUCAAUAUCCCAAAGUCUGAAUUUCUAGACUACAAUAAAACAAUGUGAAAUAUUAAAAUACUUGAAUCAAAAACAGUAAA
Molecule: messenger RNA, 7732 nt
Organism: Microcebus murinus (gray mouse lemur)
Lineage: Eukaryota; Metazoa; Chordata; Mammalia; Primates; Cheirogaleidae
Source: RefSeq, a predicted model, not a curated record